GGAUAUGCAUCAGAUUGACAAACAACAUUCUUCAUAUCUUAAGAAGAGAUCUAGCGAGAAAGGAGAGAGUAUACUGAGAGUCUGAGAGAGAUGGCAUUAUCAUCAGCAUCCUUCUGGAGAAUCAUGUUAGGUUUUGUUGUCUUGAGUUUAGUUGUUCUUGAUCAAACUGCAGCUGCAAGAACAGUGCCAGUUGAUAACCAUCAAACUGGUAGUGGUGCUGGUCUUAACGAUGAGAAGAACUUCAUUUCCUAUGGAGGUAUUGGUGGUGCUUCUGGUAUCGGUGCUGCUGGGAUACCAUUUGGCGGUGUAGGUAUGGGUGGAGGAGUAGGUGGACCUGGUGGAGCUGCUGGGGGACUCGGUGGCAUUGGAGGAGUUGGAGGUGCAAGUGGACUCGGUGGUGCAGGUGGACUCGGUGGAGGAAGUGGACUCGGUGGUGCAGGUGGACUCGGUGGUGGAAGUGGACUCGGUGGUGCAGGUGGACUCGGUGGUGGAAGUGGACUUGGUGGUGGAAGUGGACUCGGUGGUGGAAGUGGACUCGGUGGACUGGGUGGUGCAAGUGGACUCGGUGGUGGAAGUGGACUCGGUGGACUAGGUGGUGGAAGUGGGCUCGGUGGUGGAAGUGGACUCGGUGGACUCGGCGGUGCAAGUGGACUCGGCGGGGGAAGUGGAAUUGAUGGAGGCAUCGGUGGUCUUAGCCACCACGGUAGUGAUCUUCCCCAUCUCCCUGGAGGCAUGGGUGAUCUUAGCCACCACGGUAGCGAUCUUCCCCAUCUCCCUUAGAGCUAUCUACGGGGUUCGUACGUAGAGAUUGCUAGCAGUAGUGGUGAGCACAUGCAUGCAUGCACCAGGGUAAAAUGUGUGCUUCAUUCCAUAGAUCUGCUGGCAUGGUUUUAAUUAAUCUUGGUGUGUCUAGUUGUUUUUGUCCGGUUAGUUGCUGCUUUCAAAAUAUAUCCAGAUCUAUAUGUAAGGUGAUUUUUUUGUAGUGUUUUUUAGCUAAUAGUUUGCUUUGCAUGUUCGGUUUAAUGUAUCAGCACUCUUGAAACUAGACUUGUCGAAGGCUGUUGGUUAUUUGAAUGGAAGUUUAGAAAUUAUCUGGUUUAAUUAA
This is a messenger RNA of Papaver somniferum (opium poppy), 1105 nucleotides long. RefSeq names its product glycine-rich protein 5-like. The transcript has a single exon. NCBI's taxonomy places the organism in Eukaryota, Viridiplantae, Streptophyta, Magnoliopsida, Ranunculales, Papaveraceae. The coding region runs from base 91 to 780 and encodes 229 amino acids. The record is from RefSeq and is a predicted model, not a curated record.